GUCAACACAUAAUGAACUGGAAAAGAACAGACGAGCUCACCUGCGGCUGUGUCUAGAGAGGUUGAAGGCCCUCAUACCUCUGGGACCUGACUGCAGCCGCCACACCACCCUGGGCCUACUUAACAAAGCCAAAGCACACAUAAAGAAACUUGAAGAGGCGGACAGGAAGAGCCAGUACCAGCUGGAGUCUCUGGAGCGGGAGCAGAGGCACCUACAGCGUCAGCUGGAGCUGCUGAGGGGGGGCAGCGGUGCUGCAGUCCAGAGCAGCCUGGGGGAGGGCGAGAGGAUACGCAUGGACAGCGUUGGCUCCACCCUCUGCUCUGACCGCUCUGACUCUGACCAAGAGGAGAUCGAGGUGGACGUAGAAAGCACGGAGUUCUCCCAUGGAGAGCUGGACAGUGUGAGCACAGCCAGCACCAGCGACCUGGAUGACCACAGCAGCCUGCAGAGCAUGGCCAGUGACGAGGGCUACUCCUCCUGCAGUGUCAAACUUGCCUUUUCCUCCUAAAGCCACCACCUCCAGCCCUGCCAAACCUGCCUGCCCUGCUGUCUGUUUCUCCAUCCAGCCAUGCUGUCACCUGCGACGGCGGCCUGACAAACCACCGAUCCCACUGUCCACCACCUCCAAGCCCCUCGCUGCCGCCGCCGACUCGUUUUAAUUUCAGCACACCCUGCGGUUGGAGGAGCUGGACUUUGAGCCACCCCGACCAAUACUGGUACCGGAGACCCCCCCAAAGUAGUGAUACGAGACUGCCAACCGGUUCUUUUAAAGGGAGAUCAGAUACUUCAUGUGUUCACGACAGAAAGAAGUCGUUCGUUUUUACUUGUUCCUUUAUGAAACGUUUGAGUUUUUGGAAGUUUUUAGAAGAUUGACAGCCCCUAAUUUACCUCCCAGUGCACUUCUGCAGAAGUUAUUCUUUAAUGUGGACCUGAUGCUUUUAAAGUCUCUGCUGUGGGGCUCAGAUAAACGUGAACUGGUUUAACACUGGGGUGAAUCUUGCCAUAUCAAUCCAGCUUGGCCUUGAAAAUCAUCCCUGCAGCUCUAAAUAUAAUUCUUGUCUUAUCGUUUAUUUAUUUAUUUUAUUUUUUUUGUUUACUUCAUGAUCUUGACACCACAGAGGCUUGGACUCCUAAAUUGGUGCUACCGUGACACAAAGCAACCGACGAGGCAGCAGGUCAGAUCCACCACAGCCGGGCUCUUAAAGCAAACCCAGCCCGUCUGAUUGUUUUUAGCCCAGCAUGAAAGGAAACAGCCGCCAAUGUGGAGGACUAUAUUUAAAGAAGAAAAAGAAAACAUUCCUGCCCUAAUGUUGGUUCAUUUUCGGAAAGUGAAAAUUGUAAUUUUGUGCGUGCGUGCGAGUUUCGUUUCGUUUUCUCUCCCCCCACCAGACAAGCAGCUACAACAAGCUACCCAACACUUGCCUUCUUUAAAGCUAUCCUUCAAAUAAGGCACAAACUGAGAAGAGAAAUAACACAACAGCAACAAGGAAAAAGUCCAAACGGCUACAAACUUUGGAAUAGAUGUACGUCCUUUUUCCAGCAGUAACAAGCAAUAACUCAUGUAGUUCAUGUCUUCAGUUGCAACUCCUAGUUUUUUCCUCUUCUACUUAAAGACUCGUGCUUGACCGUCCAAAACAAACAAUAACAAAUCAUUAUUUUUAUUAUUUUUUUUGUGCAUACACAUAGCUUAACAAAUGAAUCUUUAAAAAUGAAUUUCUUUAAAAAACAAAAACAAAAAAACAAGUAGAGCUCUGCCUCUGUUGCUGUUUGACUUGUGUUUAUUGUACAUUUUAAAUUCAAUAUUUAGGACAACGUUUAGCGGUGCGUUCACUGCCGUAUCCUCUUCACGGCGGCAGUGAAUGCACCUUUCCUUUGCUGGUUUGAGUUCCCACACCCCGAGAAGGAACGAGAGAGCCUGUGUAACUUUAAAAAAAAAAAAAAAAACACCCGAGCAGAUCGUCAUCCCCGUAGGAGUUGUGUUGGAGGGUGCAGAUUUUACGUGGCACUGCUUAUUGUUAUUUUUAAUUUAUUUGAUUUUUUUUUUCUCUUUUGUUUCUAUGACUUGUGCAUGUGGCAUUCCUCUGGCGCUCUGGUAUUUGACGUGUGGCGAGAAGAUAAAAAACAAACAAACAAACAAACAAAACUGGUUGUAUGAUGUCAAUAAUUGCCAAUAAUUUCACUGGUUUUGCUCUUCAACCACAGGUUUCUUUGUUUUCCUUUCCUCACGGUUGUGUGUUUUUUGUGUGUGUGGAAAGAAGAAAAAAAAAGAAGAACCCCUCCACCAUUUUGAAUAUUUAUUUCUCAGUCCCUUACAGAGCACAAGCAUUGGAGAAAAAGUUAACUUAUUUUGGUUUUGUCUUAUUUUACUCCUAUUUUUUUUAUUAAAUAUUCCUCAUUACUUAUUUGAAAAAAAAAAA
Austrofundulus limnaeus is the source of this 2417-nucleotide messenger RNA. RefSeq names its product max-interacting protein 1. Gene Ontology annotation, biological process: regulation of transcription by RNA polymerase II. The record is from RefSeq and is a predicted model, not a curated record. Gene Ontology annotation, molecular function: RNA polymerase II cis-regulatory region sequence-specific DNA binding; protein dimerization activity; DNA-binding transcription factor activity, RNA polymerase II-specific. NCBI's taxonomy places the organism in Eukaryota, Metazoa, Chordata, Actinopteri, Cyprinodontiformes, Rivulidae.